AUGCGUGUCUCGGUAUGCUUGCGUGCCUGCACCCCUGCUUCCGUUUGCUAUGACUUCACCUCCCUCUGUUCCUGGUGCCUCUUCCCUACCCCCACUGCCCCCGUGCAUGUACUGGGAUGCCCCCCCUUGUCGCUUCUGCCCCUACCUGUGGCCUCUGCCCCUCCCGGUCGCCUCCGCUCUGCCUUGCGCGCAGGCGAUUGCAAGGGCUGGAUAGCGGAGUGGCGGCCAGUGGAGGGCGGCAAGUGGGUGGUGGGCGACAGCAAGUUCAGAGGGCACCAGGGCAGCGUGGAGGACAUACAGCGCUCUCCCUGCUGUCCCUCCAUCCUUACACCUCACAUUGCAACCCACCUACCCACUCUCCACCUCCCCUCUCCUCCAUCCCCUCCCUCCUCCCCCCUUAAAAACACCACCGCCAGUGGAGCCCGAAUGGAGCCACGGAGCCCGAGGUGUUUGCAUCCAGCGGGGUGGACGGCACGGUAUGCUUUUGGGACGUGCGUGCUGCCUCGCGCACCGCGCCCGCGCUGCGAGUCUAGGCGCAUGACGCCAAUGUUAAUGUCAUCUCCUGGAACAGGUAUGCUCCGAUAUGCUCUGCCCUACUCUGCUCUGCCCUACUCUGCUCUGCCCUACUCUUCUCUGCCCUACUCUUCUCUGCCCUACUCUGCUCUGCCCUACUCUGCUCUGCCCUACUCUUCUCUGCCCUACUCUUCUCUGCCCUACUCUGCUCUGCCCUACUCUGCUCUGCUCUGCUCUGCUCUGCCCUACUCUGCUUUGCUCUGCUUUGCCUUGCUCUACUCUGCUUUGCUCUGCCCUGCUUUGCUCUGCACUGCACUGCUUAACAUUCAACCCCUUUUUACGGGCGCCUCAAAACUUGCUCCUGUCAUUGUUGACUCGUUCCCACCCACCCCCUUCAACAUCCUUGCAUGCACAUUCUGCCCUUCCCGCCUCCACCUCUUCCUCUCCCUGGCCUCCUACUCCCUGCUGCCCUCCUCCCCCGCUCCGCGCCCCCCUCCUCUCUCCCCUGUUCUCAGAUUCGCAAGCUGCAUGGUGGCAUCGGGGUGUGAUGACGGGUCCUUCCGCAUCUCGGACCUGCGCCCCUCUCACCGCCCUUGCUCGCGCAUUCUGCCCCCCUCCUCUCUGUCUCCCCCUGUGCCCCCUCCCUCCCCACGUCCCAGACUGGCAAGCUGCAUGGUGGCAUCGGGGUGUGAUGACGGCUCCUUCCGCAUCUGGGAUCUGCGCUUGCUGCGGGAGGCGGGGGCGGGCAAGGAGGGCGGCGCCUUCAUAGCGCACUUCAACCACCACCGCCAACCCAUCACGUCCAUUGAGUGGAGCCCGCAUGAGAUCUCCACACUCGCUACCUCCUGUGCCGACAACCAGAUCACGUGA
Messenger RNA from Closterium sp. Naga37s-1, 1383 nucleotides. The record is from the annotation of a GenBank genome assembly. NCBI's taxonomy places the organism in Eukaryota, Viridiplantae, Streptophyta, Zygnematophyceae, Desmidiales, Closteriaceae.